GACGCUAUCUUGGCCUGGCCGACCUUCGCCCCCGCGCCGCCCGGGCCAGGGCGAGCCAAUGACUGUCGCGAUCUGGUUGCAUGUGACAGGGGGCGGGCCCUUCGCCGGAAGGGUGAGGUUUGUACAUAUGGACCAGAAACUUUCAGAGUUGGUGGAAGAGCUCACGACUUCAGGAGAGCCCCAAGUGAACCCCAAGAAAAUGAAGGAGCUGAAGAAAAUUUGCAAGUCUUCAGAGGAGCAGCUUGGUCACACCUACCACCUGCUGAUGGCCCAGCUGAGCCAGGAGCACGCCGAGGUCCGCCUCUCCGCUUUCCAGGUCCUGGAUCAGCUCUUCGCCAGGUCUCACCACUUCAGGAUGCUAGUCGUUUCCAACUUCCAGGAGUUCCUGGAGCUCACACUGGGCACCGACCACGAGCGGCCCCUGCCGCCCCCCAGGGAGGUGGCACAGAAGCUGAGGCGGGCCGCCACCCGGGCCGUCCGCGGCUGGAACGAGAAGUAUGGUACAGCCUAUAAGAAGCUGGCCCUGGGCUUCCACUUCUUAACGCACAACAAACAGGUAGAUUUCCAAGAUGUGGACGCUAGGACUCUGGCGGAGAGAAAGCGAGCAGAGGAGAAACAGAAGCGCUUGGACAGAAUCUACAAGGAGAGGUCUGAGCAGGCCGUGCGGGAGAUGGAAGAAAUGUCCGGGGAGAUCCGGAGCUGCCUCAUGGAGCUGGAGAGCUGCUUCCGACUGCUGGUGCCCUUUGACCUUGACCCGACCCCGGGGGCUGCCUUGCCCGCCAUGGCCGAGGAGGGUGGCAGGGACGAGGAGCAGCCCUGCUGCAGCAAGACCCUGGCCAUCUGCGCCCGCCGCCCGGGAGCCGCGGGUGCGGAGGGGCCGCCCUCGGAGGACAAGGACGAGGACAGCGACCCGGAAGGGUUUGUGCGGCACCACGGGCUGGGCUCCCGCGAGUACACGCUCGAGGUGGAGCUCUCCUCAGACAGCCUGAAGGUGCACGAGGAUGAGGACAACCUGGUCGUCAUCCACGUGGCCCAGGACACGCUCAGGCUCAUCCAGAACAGGUUCCUGCCAGCUGUGUGCUCCUGGGUCCAGCUGUUCACCCGCGCAGGGACACAUGGCGGGCACUUGGAGGGUGCCAUCGACCUGAAGGCCGAGCUGGAAACUGCCCUGCGGCGAUCUCGGGAGCUGGAUGUCAUGCCCGAGGAGGGCUGCAGGAGAGAGGCGGCAGCCACGGGAGACAGGGACGAGGACGAGGACGACGAGGACUUUGUGGAGGUCCCGGAGAAGGAGGGCUAUGAGGCCUGCAUCUCUGAGCACCUGCAGCCUGAGUGUGGGCUGAAGAAAGACCCGGCCACACUGGCCUCGCAGGCGAGGAAGAGAACAGGGAGCAGCGAGGAGGCCUGUGACCCCACCUCUGCGGCCGCCCAGCUGCAUUGGCUCCAGCGCUACUUGCCCCCAGCCUUGCCCCCGAGCCCCAGGGUGCCGCUGGGUCCAGAGGAGGCCGAGAAGCUGGCGGCAGAGCGGGCCCGGGCGCCUGUCGUGCCCUUUGGGGUGGACUUGUGCUGCUGGGGCCGAGAGGAGCCGAUGGCCGGGAAGAUCCUCAAGUCCGACUCUGAGCACCGCUUCUGGAAGCCCCGCGAGGUGGACGCGGAAGUAGAGAGCGCCGCUGUCUCUGAGUCUCUCCGGAGCCGCCAAAUCACCUUUGCGGGGCGAUUCGAGCCCGUGCAGCACCGGUGCCGUGCCCCCCGGCCCGACGGCCGGCUCUGCGAGCGCCAAGACCGCCUGAAGUGCCCUUUCCAUGGGAAGAUCAUCCCAAGAGAUGACACGGGACGGCCCCUCCAUCCGGAGGACAGGGCCCGCGAACAGAAGCAGCGGCUGCAGAGGCCGGCGGGGCGCCGAGCCUGGCAGGACCCUGAGCUCAUGAGGGACGUGGAGGCAGCCACUGGGGUGGAUCUCGGCUCGUCCGGGCCCGGUGGGAAGGGCAGGCGGCGGCGGUCCGGCCUCACCGACCUCAAGCGGCAGGCGGACACAGCGCGUGCACGCAUCGCCAAGAAGGUCUUCGCCAAGGCCGCUGUGCAGAGGGUGGUCGCAGCCAUGAACCAGAUGGACCGGAAGAAGCACGAGAAGUUUGCAAACCAGUUUAACUACGCGCUGCAUUAGAGCGCCAGGCCGGGUCCACUCUGGUCGCCGGCUCCUCUUCUGCUGCUGGUGAGCUAGGAUGGGAAGGCAGACCCGGGUCUGGGCUGUAACAACAGCCACAAUUACAGUGUGUAUUCAACGUGAAGAAAUGGUGCACUUUCUGCUUAAAGCGCCCCAGAGGUGUGGACUCUGUCCUCCUGCGGGGCACCACGGCCAUCGCUUACGGGUCUGACUGCCCAGUAGCCCGGGGUGAACUCGGGCAGCCGUGUCCACAGGGGGGUGUCUUGUACAGCCUGUGCCCUCUGUGGUGUGACUCAGGGCCGCUCAUCAUCCAGGACGCGUGCGCAGCCUCCGGCCCUGCCCCCCAGCCUUCUCCUGCUCGGAGGAAAACCCACAUUUCCCGUUGACUCGAAGGGGAGCCAGCUGUUUGCUCUCGGCGUUGCCAGCUCACAGGCAUGCUGGUGGUGGUUCCACGUCAGAAUGCAGGGAACUUCCUCACUCUUUGUUUUUCUAAAAUCCACUUUAUUGAGACGUAACUCACGUACCGUGACGUUCACGCCUUUGAAGUGUACGGUUCGGUGAUGUUACACACACUCACAGUGUUGUACAGUCUCCACCCCUGUCUAGUUCCAGAACUUCUCAUCACCCUAAAAGAAGCCCUGCUCCCAGCCCCGGCCCCUCUGGCCUCCUGUAUCUGGAUUUGCCUUCGCUGGACGUUUCCUGUGAAUGGAGUCAUAGCAGCCUGUGGCCCUUUGUGUCUGGCUGCCUUCACUUAGCACAGCGUGUUCAGGGUUCUUCCCUGCUGGGGCCUCUGUCCGUGCUUCAUGCCUUUUUAUGAGCGGAUAACUCACCCCUGUAGGAACAUACUGCACUUUGUUUAUCCGUUCAUUGUGGGCAUUUGGGUUGUCUGCACUUCGGGGUGAUUGUGGAUGAUGUUGCUGUGGCCACUUGUGUACGGGUUUUUGCGGGGGCAUAUAUUUUCCUUCCUUUUGGGUUUAUACCUACAGGUGGAACGGCUGGGUCACGUGGUAACUCUGUGUUUAACUUACUGAUUGAAUUGCCAAAACAUUUUCCAAAGCAGCUGCACCGUUUUCUAUCCCCACCAGCAGUGUAUUAGGGUUCUCGUUUCUCCAUGUUCUUGGCAACAUUUGCUUUUAUCAGUCUUUUUAAUUUUAGCCAUCUUAGUGGGUAUGGAGUGGUGUAUCAUUGUGGUUUUGAUUUGACUAAUGAUAUUGAACAUCUUUUCAUGUGCUUAUUGGCCAUUUGUGUAUUUUCUUUGGUGAAACAUCUAGAUCCUUUGCCCAUUUUUUUUUUUUAAAGUCUCUUUAUUCUUUUUUUUUUUUAAAUUAAUUAAUUAAUUAAUUUAUGGUUGUGUUGGGUCUUCGUUUCUGUGCGAGGGCUUCCUCUAGUUGUGGCAAGUGGGGUCCACUCUUCAUCGCGGUGCGCGGGCCUCUCACUAUCGCGGCCUCUCCUGUUGGGGAGCACAGGCUCCAGACGCGCAGGCUCAGCAAUUGUGGCUCACGGGCCCAGUCGCUCCACGGCACGUGGGACCUUCCCAGACCAGGGCUCGAACCCGUGUCCCCUGCAUUGGCAGGCAGACUCUCAACCACUGCGCCACCAGGGAAGCCCUGCCCAUUUUAAAUUGAAUUGUUGUUUUGAAUUGUAAGAGUUCUUUAUAUAUUCUGGAUACUAGAUCCUUAUAUGAUUUGCAAAUAUUUUCUCCCAUUCUGUGUUUUCACUUUCUUGAUCGUAUUCUUUGAAACACAAAAAUUAUGAAUUUUGAUGAUACCCAAUAUAUCUAUUUUUCCUUUUGUCACUUGUGAUUUUGGUGUCAUAUCCAAGCAGCUGUUGCUUACUCCAAGGUCAUGAAUAUAUACUCUUAUGUCUUCUUCUAAGAGUUUUAAGAUGUAGCUGUUCAUUUUAGGUCUUUGGUCCAUUUUGAGUUAAUUUUUCUUUUUUAAUUUUAUUUAUUUAUCUUUUAUUUAUUUAUUUUUGGCUGUGUUGGAUCUUUGUUGCUGCACAUGGGCUUUCUCUAGUUGCGGCGAGCGGGGGCUAUUCUUCAUUGCGGUGUGCGGGCUUCUCAUUGUGGUGGCUUCUCUUGCUGUGGAGGACAGGCUCUAGGUGCGCGGGCUUCAGUAAUUGUGGCUCGCAGGCUCUAGAGCGUAGGCUCGGUAGUUGUGGCUCGCGGGCUCUAGAGCACAGGCUCGGUAGCUGUGGCACACGGGCUUAGUUGCUCCAUGGCACGUGGGAUCUUCCCGGACCAGGGCUCGAACCCAUGUCCCCUGCAUUGGCAGGCGGAUUCUUAACCACUGCACCACCAGGGGAGCCCCAUUUUGAGUUAAUUUUUGUCUGUGCUUCAUUCGUGUGGAUAUUCAGUUGUCUCAGCAUCAUUUGUCGAAAAGAUUAUUCUUUCUUCCAUUAAAUUGUCUGCACUUUUCUUGAUCAUCAGUUGACAAUAAAUGUGUGAAUUUAUUUCUGGACUCUCACUUCUAUUCCCUUCACCUAUAUAUCCUAUGCUACUGCUACAAUGUCUUGAUUAAUGUAGCUUUCUGGUAAGUUUCGAAAUCCUCCAACUUUGUUCUUUUUAAACAUUGUUUUGGCCAUUCGGGGUCUUUUGCAUUUCCAAACAAAUUUUUGAGCCACCUCACGUGUCUGUCGCUGUUGCUAAAAAUAAAGGGUAAUGGAAUCUCAAAAA
Molecule: messenger RNA, 4835 nt
Organism: Balaenoptera ricei (Rice's whale)
Lineage: Eukaryota; Metazoa; Chordata; Mammalia; Artiodactyla; Balaenopteridae
Gene: UVSSA
Product: UV stimulated scaffold protein A
Exons: 14
Coding region: 59-2161 (700 amino acids)
Biological process (GO): response to UV; transcription-coupled nucleotide-excision repair
Cellular component (GO): chromosome
Molecular function (GO): RNA polymerase II complex binding
Source: RefSeq, a predicted model, not a curated record